Messenger RNA from Penicillium crustosum, 652 nucleotides. RefSeq lists its product as uncharacterized. Bases 1 to 552 code for a protein of 183 amino acids. NCBI's taxonomy places the organism in Eukaryota, Fungi, Ascomycota, Eurotiomycetes, Eurotiales, Aspergillaceae. The transcript is spliced from 3 exons. Gene Ontology annotation, molecular function: nascent polypeptide-associated complex binding. Gene Ontology annotation, cellular component: mitochondrial outer membrane. The record is from RefSeq and is a predicted model, not a curated record.
AUGUCUUACGCCGACGCAGCUGCAAAGGGCCCCAAGCAGUCCCCCGAGGACGUAAGUAUUCAAGUUCCCAUUAUCAAAUAUCCCUUACGCACAACUAACAUAUACUCCAGCCGCGCUCCUCCUGUGGGCGGAAUCUAUCGCGAUGAAUCUGAGAGCACGGCCUCGUUGAUCGACGUCGAUAGCCCCCAUGUGCAGACUGUGGAGUCCGACUUCCUCGAGCAAGAUGUUCAAACCACCACCCAAGCGGAGCGGAUAGAGCGCGAAGCCGAGGAGAAGGCGAAGCGCGAGGACGAGGAAAAGAAGAAGGCCAAGGCCCACAAGGUGAAGAGCAGUGGAAUCUAUGAGAACACUAGCAACCCUGUAUUCCUUGCCAAUGCCGCUAUCGCAACUGUGGUCGGCGCAGGCCUCGGCUUCGGUGCCUACAAGCAACACGCGCGGGGCAACCUCUCCUGGGAGCUGGUAGGACUAUCUGCCGGUGCUGUUGGAAUCUUUGGUGCGGUGGACUACUUCGUGAGCAAGUGGUUCCUGCAGAACAAGUUCCCCCCCAAAUAGAUGUGCAGCGUUUCAUCUCUUUCUUCCUGGUGUUGCCUAAUUGCUUUAUCUUGAUAUACCAUUCCAGCUCUUCUGUGGUUUUGCAUUUUGUUCAUUUGGC